GUUUUUUAGUAACAGCAUGCACUUUAUUAGAGGGAAAGCGAUGUUUGGCAUUUUUAAGAUUGGCUCACAUUGUUGCUCCUUUAAUUGUUUUUUAUAUAAGUCAUGGUUUGAGUGCUGGUACUUCUGGUUUAAAUGGUGUUGGCUAUAUGUUAGGUGUAAUUAUUAGAUUGUUGAGGUUAUGUUCAUUUCCUACACCUAUUCAACUUUUUUCUGAAGUAAAAUUGAUUAUACAAAGAUCUGGUUUAGUUAUUUAUAUGUUAUUUUGGAUGUUGUAUUUAUUUUUCGGUGGGGUGAUUCCUUUAACAUUGUGUGAUCAUUUAUUGAUUCGGAAAGAAUGGUAUAAAAGAUUUGGUGUUGGAUUUAAAUAUUUAUAUUUUUUAGUUUUUAAAAUAUUUGAUGCUUUUUGGGAUUUUUUGAUGUUGUAG
Messenger RNA from Hydatigera taeniaeformis, 425 nucleotides. Lineage: Eukaryota; Metazoa; Platyhelminthes; Cestoda; Cyclophyllidea; Taeniidae. The record is from the annotation of a GenBank genome assembly.